CUCUGUGUGGUCUCUUUGGCAUUGUUCAGAACGCUCAUUGGCUUGCAUUGCGAAGAUGUGAUGUUACAGCUAGUUUUAAGGUAUCUGAUUCCAUGUAACCACAUGAUGUUGAGCCAGCGGUGGGCUGUGAAAGAGAGAGACUGUUAUUCUGUAUCUGCUGCAAAACUGCUUGCCCUGACACCAGUCUGCUGCUCCACUGGGAUCACCUUGACACUUGAAAGCCAAGGAAAAGAUUAUAUUCUAUGGACAAAAGCAGCACAAACUAAAGAUUCUGGUAGACGCUCUUCUGAAUCUGCUUGCAUUGUGGAAUAUGGAAGAGCUGUGGACAUCAGCUACUUGCAGUACCUGGGGGAAGCUCAAGAAGCCAUCCUCCAGUGUCUGAAAGAUUGUAAGGUUUGGUCUGCCUUGUAUGAUGGAGUAAACCCUGAUCCAGACACCUUUAUCCAAACGCUUGCUGAGGAGAACAGUACAGAUGUGGAACACCCCAUGUUUCAGCUCCAGCAAAGGACACCUAGCAUGUGCAGCUCCACUCAAGUAACUCCAUUCAGUGAGAAGAUGCAGUUGGAGCUAGAAUGGGAUGAUAGCUAUGACACAGGGAUUUCUCCUGGUUCUGAUGUGAGUUCACCGCAACCGUAUGAUGAUAUGGGAAGCACAGAGAUGCAGCCACCUGCAGAGCCACCAAAACACAUUCAAGAAAUGAAAAAAAAUGCCAUCAUGCUCGUCAAAGGAUCUUACAUAGAGGAAUCAGACUUUCAGGAUGAUGUUAUGGUUUACAGGUUAUGUGCCCAGAAGGAUACUCAAGACGAUUGUAACUCCAAGGAGAAAACUUUAAAUGUAGCCAGAGAACAUAAGGUCCAAAGCCAGACUGUAGUCAAUGGGCAUCUUGCAAAGAACCAGCUGGAAAUGGACUUGGAUGAGCACAGUAAAAGAAACUCAAGCUUGACUCAAGGUGUAAUGAAAGAACAAACCAACCAGAAAAUGACUGAGAAUGAUCCACAGCCAGAUUUUGAGUUGAAGCUUUCUCCUCAGGAGGCAGAUCAUAACUUAAGUGUAAGACUGCUGAGCACAGAUGGUGAGGAUUUCAUUGCACAGUAUGACAAAAUUAUUAAAGAACUGGAUCCAAACAGUGCAAGCUUGGAGGAGCAGAAGUUGGAUACUCCUGACCCUGUCUCUCCUGCGGAAGAGGAAGAGGACUUUGAGAAUUUCUCAGCAGACACCCCUUCUGCAGAGAGCAUGUCAUCGCCCUUUGGACCAAAGGAGGAUGUCUCUCCCAAGCAUGCUGCGAGGAGCCAGAGUGCUCCAUUUACAGGGCCAUUCAUCAGUGUAGUGUUGUCGAAGCUGGAGAACAUGCUGGAGAAUUCUUUGAAUGUAAAUUUGCUGCUUAUUGGGAUUAUUACUCAGCUCGCAAGUUAUCCACAGCCUCUUCUUCGCUCCUUUCUGCUCAAUACCAACAUGGUGUUUCAGCCUAGUGUGCGGUCACUUUAUCAGGUGCUGGCAUCUGUGAAAAAUAAAAUUGAACAUUUUGCUUCCAUUGAAAAGGACUUCCCAGGCCUUCUCCUGGAGGCCCAACAGUACUUGCUUUUUCGUGUGGACAUGUCUGGUGCUGCGGAAGAAUUGCUAACCAAAGGUAAUGUCCAGCACAGCAGCAACGCAGGGAAAGGAAGGAACCUCUCCGAAGCUUGCCCAGCUGUACUCCAGCCUUUCCUGGGACAUAAAGGGAAGAAGGGCCUGGCUCAUCCCGGCCUUCCCGUGCACGUGUUUUUUUUGAAUGCCGUACUCGCAGCUGCCCUUUUCCCGGAGUUCCUGAAGGAGCUGGCAGCUCUUGCCCAGGAACAUUCCAUUUUAUGUUACAAAGUACUGGGGGAUUUCGAGGAUUAUUACUAG
Molecule: messenger RNA, 1884 nt
Organism: Balearica regulorum gibbericeps (East African grey crowned-crane)
Lineage: Eukaryota; Metazoa; Chordata; Aves; Gruiformes; Gruidae
Source: RefSeq, a predicted model, not a curated record